GCCAUGGUCGAUUCUGGUGCCACCACGAAGUUCCUCCACAGACGAUUUGUGGCACGGAACCAGGUCACGACGAGAAAGCUGGCGAAGCCUAUUCCUCUGUACAACAUCGAUGGAUCGGAGAACCGAGACGGCACAAUUACGGAAGUGGCCGUUCUCACUAUGAAGAUCAGCGACCGCGAGGAAGAGGUCGCGUUCGUUGUCACAGACAUCGGAGAAGAAGAUGUGAUCAUCGGGCUGGACUGGCUGCGCGAACACAACCCGGAGAUAGACUGGGCACAUGGUUCGCUACGCCUGUCACAAUGCCCCGACAGCUGUCCAGCGACCCACAAGGCAUCCAAACCAGUGGAGAAUGAAGCGCGUGAUACGGGGGUACGGCCUACGGCGCGCACAAGGUCUCCACGGGUAAGGAAAGCACGAAUGGUGGGGCAUGUUUGCGGUACGGUAAUGGUCAACGAGGCCGAAGACGAACCUCUCCUACCUCCAGCUGAAGAAUAG
Molecule: messenger RNA, 495 nt
Organism: Dichomitus squalens LYAD-421 SS1
Lineage: Eukaryota; Fungi; Basidiomycota; Agaricomycetes; Polyporales; Polyporaceae
Exons: 1
Source: RefSeq, a predicted model, not a curated record